ACCACAGCAGCUCCAACCACAACUACAGCAGCUGCAACCACGACUACAGAAGGACCAACCACAACCACAGCAGCUGCGACCACAACUACACCAACUGUGACCACAACUAGAGCAACUCCAACCACAAGCACAGCAGCUGCAACCACAAGCACUGCAGCUCCAACCACAACAACUGCACCUCCAACUACUGCAACUGCAGCUCCCACCACAACCACAGCAUCUCCUACCACAACCACAGCAGCUCCGAACACAACUACACCAACUGCGACCACAACUAGAGCAACUCCAAACACAAACACAGCAGCUCCAACCACAACCACAACAGCUGCAACCACAAGCACUGCAGCUCCCACCACAACCACAGCAGUUCCGACAACAACUACACCAACUGCGACCACAACUAGAGCAACUCCAAACACAAGCACAGCAGCUCCAACCACAACCACAGCAGCUGCAACCACAAGCACUGCAGCUCCAACCACAACAACUGCAACUCCAACUACUGCAACUGCAGCUCCCACCACAACCACAGCAUCUCCUACCACAACAACAGCAGCUCCGACCACAACUAGAGCAACUCCAAACACAAACACAGCAGCUCCAACCACAACCACAGCAGCUGCAACCACAAGCACUGCAGCUCCCACCACAACCACAGCAUCUCCUACCACGACCACAGCAACUCCGACCACAACCACAGCAGCACCUACAACCACCACAGCAGGUCCAACCACAACAACAGUCGCUCCGACGACAACUACAGCAGAGGCAACCACAACAACUCCAACCCCAACUACUGCAACUGCAGCUCCAACUACAACCACAGUAGUUUCUACCACAACUCUGACUACAAUCACAGGAUCGCCAAUUAAAACCACAGCUACUCUAUCUACAACCACAGCAGCAGCAACCACUCCAGGUCCCACCACAACAUCUGCAGCUCCAACAACCACCACAGCAGUUCCAACCACAACUACAGCAGAACCAACAACCACCACAGUUGCUCCAACCACAACAACAAGCAACUCCAACCACAAGCACAGCAGCUCCAACCACAACUACACCAACUGCGACCACAACUAG
Molecule: messenger RNA, 1083 nt
Organism: Xiphophorus maculatus (southern platyfish)
Lineage: Eukaryota; Metazoa; Chordata; Actinopteri; Cyprinodontiformes; Poeciliidae
Product: mucin-2-like
Exons: 2
Source: RefSeq, a predicted model, not a curated record